This is a messenger RNA of Vespula pensylvanica (western yellowjacket), 3353 nucleotides long. RefSeq lists its product as uncharacterized. Bases 1486 to 2172 code for a protein of 228 amino acids. The record is from RefSeq and is a predicted model, not a curated record. Lineage: Eukaryota; Metazoa; Arthropoda; Insecta; Hymenoptera; Vespidae. The transcript is spliced from 5 exons.
AGAGGAAGGAAACGUCCUAUUCGAUACAACAAGGAUGCCAUAUUGAUUCGAUGAGGAUCACCAUUGGAAUUUCCUCUUACGAAGAAAUCAAAUUCUUUUCAAUUGCAAUGCGAACUUACGACAGUACAUUUGAAAGGACGCAACAGUCUAGGAGACAGGAAAGAGUGCGUUAUCGAGGAGAACUUAAAAGUGUUCGGAAGUUGUGCGUCGUAUCAUCAGAAAAAUCAGCAAGUGUUUUAAAAACGAAAAGAUCGUCGUGAUCGAGCGCCAAAAAAAAUCGUCGUUAAAGCGGGAUUUCUCGUAUAACCGAGUUUCGAGAGAGAUUUUGUCUGUUGACGGCCAGGAAGAGGAGGCACCUAGAAAGUGCCGAUUAUUUUUUGAAAUCGUGGAAGGGAAUAAUCGAAAAACGGCGAACCAUUACGGAGGCAUUCAAUACGCAAGCUCGUACAGUAACGGUCGUACGGCAGCGAGCUUGUAUAACAACAAUUGUUCUUCGACCACCACUUACGGUGGCUUCGUGCAGCAUCAACAACAGCAGCUUCACGAGGAUUAUCGACCAAUUUAUUUUUAUGUCGCUCAACCGUACACGAUACCGUAUACGUUCGCGAAAAGACCGAGACCGAAUUCUUCUCUUCUUAGAUCGGAUAACAGGUCCAAUUGUCGCGUUAAAUUUUCUAAAAAACUCGCCAACGUAGACUUCUCCCAAAAGGUUAAACAAGGGGAGUUCUCCAAGAGUCUCAAUCAAGUUCAUUUCGCCGAAGGACAGGAUCAAGGUGUGCAUUUUAUAAUUCUAUGCUAAAUGUAAUUGAUCUAGGGAACGAGUAAAUUAGAAUCUAGAUAUUUUGCAUUGAACUCUUCGGAUCCUUAGUUCAACUUUUUCACGAAUGUUUAGUUAAAUUAGAAAUAGAAGAGCUCGUGGAAUCUACAUGAAUCAUGAUCAAGAUAUGAUUAUGUAUCAAAAAGUUACUCUUAGAUUGGUCUAUAUACGAGGAAUGUACUUUAACUUGUGGAACUUUAGAGAUGUGUUAGGAAUUUUGUUAUCCACCGUUCGCAUGUGUCCCCGGUCACUCUGUAGAUACUUUGUUCUCUUAGAAAAGAGAGGGAGGAGAGAGAAGAGAGAAGAGAAGCGACGAUUGUCAUUUCACUUUCAAAGCGCUUUCACACUGUCAGCUUUUUCUAGCAGACCGGAUAAUUGUUGCGAAAGCGGCGACAUAGUUUCAGUAGGAUAAUUUAAAUAGUGGACUAUCGCCGAAGAGUGGUUCGGCUAUACGUCCACUUUAAUUGAGAAUGUACAUAUAUAGACUAAAAAAACGUUGAUCUUUUCUCUCUCUCUCUCCAGAGAGAUGCAACUUUCAGCUUCGAAUCGAUGUCUAUAUCUACUUUCUUCUACAUAAAAAAAACGUUCUCUCAUGGUAUAUACCGUUUUUACAUUUCAUAGGAUUUCCGCAUUUUUAUAAACCUGGCCAGACACCGCGCCAUCCAAGAAUGACGUCGAUGUUUCGAAGGGGCACCAUAUUCGCAACUUUCUUUCUCUCGUUACUCGGUGGUGGAUUGGUCUGUGCUGCUCUUGUUACGCAACACUGGGUCGAGGCUCGACCCUGGAGGACACCGAAUCCUCAGGAGAGUGCAGGAAGAGUCCAUUUGGGUUUGUUGCAAGGUAAAAAGGAAUUGAACGUUGCUUAUGGCUGGAGGACUUAUCACGUAUCAGUACCUCAAAUGUUACGACAAGAUCCAACAGUGAUGUCCUGGGGACUUUGGGUAGGAACUUUAACUGCUACUUCUGCUGCGUUGAUAACUGCUGCCUUUGCCGCACUUUUAGCUGUGCUAAACACGGCAACCUCACCGAGAUCUAAAGCUCUCUCUGUACCUGGAGUUUAUUUUAUAAACAUUUUAGCGUUGAUAAUGUGUAUAACGAGUGUUGGUACAUGGUUAGCACAAUAUUACACGAGGCUAUACGUCAAUGUCCUACCAAAGGAAGACAUCGAUAAUAUGUGGACCAGUGAAGGUUCGGCCGAACUUGGUUACUCAUUCUGGCUCGUUGCAACCGCUGCUGUUGUACAUCUUAUUAGUAUCGCAUUAGUCGGUUGGGGUUCCGGAAGAGAAAAAGACAAUAAUUUGGAACCGAUUCCUGCAUUGGAGGAAAAAACUGCCGCAGCAAUAAUGCUCUAUUAGUGUAUUUUUUUUUUUUUUUAAAUACCGAACAAGUGCGCACUGUAAUAUUUCUAUUUUUUAAAAAAGGUAUGUAUGAGAGAAAGAAAGAGAGAGAGAGAGAGAGAGGAUAUCUAAAUGCAUUCACAAAAUUAUAUUCCAAAAGUUCCUAAGAGUAGGUAUUUUUCUUGCCACGUGUAUUAUCCACGUUGAAGAUUAUGAGAUUAUAUCGUGAAGUAUAGAAUGGCUGUAUGUCUGUAAAAUGUACUUUUUUUGUUUCUUUUUCUACGAGGCACGUAGAGCCGAUCUCUUGCCGAAUGAGAGAGAGAGAGAGAGAGAGAGAGAGAUUGUGAAAUUGCUAUUUUCAGAAUGAUAGUUUUGUGACACACGUCAAUUAACAGUAAAUCCUAAUUAAUUGAUGAUUCUGUUAUUAUCAAAUAUGUAUUUUUUUCGUACAUAAUAUUUAAUUGUAAAUGCUUUAAAUUUGGAAGCUGAUCACCGUGAACAUUCGAUCAAUCAAAGAUUAAUGACGAAUGUUAGUUUGUAUAUAUAUAUAUACAUAUAUAUAUAUAUAUAUAUAUAUAGCUUUAACUUAGUCCAAUGUGAUCCUUUUUUCAAAUGAAUAUAAUAGUUGUAUAUCAAAAAAAGAUACUCAAUAACUUCAUACGUAUGUCCAGAUCUAUACUAUAAUUAAAUAUUUUAUUUAAUAGGUGAUCAGAGGAUCUGAGCCACUACUUAUUUCAUUAUAAUUUUAUAUUCAAAUAUGAUCUGGCUGAUGCAUUUUUUAUUUUUUUUAUUAUUAUUUUUUUGUUAAUUGCAAUAUAUAUAUAUACCAAUAGCAAGCACUAUUUUAUUGAAAUGUUUUUGUAGUGCGAUGCUAUAUGUUGUAAAUAGACACGAGGAGAUGAAGUUUUUAUCGAUAUAUUUAUUAUGCAAUACCUAAGUGUUUUAGUAUACUCUUUCAGGCGUAACAAUUAUUGCAUUUUCCAUUCUAGUUAAUAAUACAAUACGACAAUAAAGAUGUAGACGCGAUAUAGGACUUGUUUUUUCUUCCUGUAUGUUUCGGUUACUUCUUUUUUUUUUUUUAAUUAUGAUUCAUUGUGUCGUUAAUAGUUAACGCCAAUCGUUCUCUUACAAGAGAACAAAACUUGAUAACUGUUAAAUCUAAAAAAUAAACGUAGUCUGCAUAUUAUUUGUAUAUGUUA